Messenger RNA from Olea europaea var. sylvestris, 690 nucleotides. RefSeq lists its product as uncharacterized. The coding region runs from base 1 to 690 and encodes 229 amino acids. Lineage: Eukaryota; Viridiplantae; Streptophyta; Magnoliopsida; Lamiales; Oleaceae. The transcript has a single exon. The record is from RefSeq and is a predicted model, not a curated record.
AUGGAGAUACAGCACAUGAGAGAGCUCGAAUGGCCUAAACCGAUGCUAACUCCUUUCGAUAAGAGAAAUCAAAGUAAAUAUUGCCAUUUUCAUAGAAAUCAUGGGCAUGAUACCGAAGAAUGCCUGCAGUUAGAGGAAGAAAUUGAGCGCCUGCUAAGAAGGGAACUAUUGGCUAAGUAUGUGAAAAAUGACAAGGGUAAGCAAAGGCUCGAAGGUCCACCCCCACCGAGGGCAGGAGUGAUAAACAUGAUCAUCGGAGGAAUAACAUCAGGCGGUGACUCAAAUUUGGAUAGAAAGAGCUAUGCGCGUUCUAUAGGGGUUUGCUCUAUUCAGAAAAAAGCAAGAUUCAACCAGAACAUAACUUUCGAUCAAGAGGACUUGAUUGGUGUAACGCACCCCCAUGAUGACGCCUUAGUAAUAGUAGGCGAUAUAGCGGAUUUUGACGUGAAAAGGGUGUUAGUUGACGAAGAAAGUGCGGUAAAUGUCCUCACCUUCUUGGGUCUAAAAGUUCCCCAAGAGAAGUUGAAGAUGGUGACUACCCCCCUACUAGGCUUUGGAGGGGCAAGAGUGAUACCGGAGGGGACUGUGGAAUUUUCAGUCACGCUAGGGACAUACCUAGCAACAGUGGUCAUCGUGACUAAUUUCUUGGUUGUCAAGACCCCCAUGGCCUACAACGCUAUCUACGGCUGA